GAGCGCGGACGGCCCGGAGGCGGCGGCUCUGAGCUGGCAGGCGGAGGGUUGUCUCCCGCGCCCGCCUGCCGGGCUCGGUCCGAGGAUGCGGGGGGGCGAUGCCCGGGGCCAGGGACGCGCUCUGUCACCAGGCGCUGCAGCUGCUGGCCGAGCUCUGUGCCCGCGGGGCCCUGGAGCACGACAGCUGCCAAGAUUUCAUCUACCACCUGCGGGACCGCGCCAGACCCCGGCUCCGCGACCCAGAUAUCUCAGUGAGCCUGCUGACCCUUGUGGUUACUGCCUGUGGCCUCGCCCUCUUUGGCGUGUCUCUCUUCGUGUCUUGGAAACUCUGCUGGGUUCCGUGGCGAGAACGAGGCCUGUUCUCUGGUAGCAAAGACAACAAUCAGGAGCCUCUUAACUACAUGGACACAGAGACCAACGAGCAGGAGACCAGUGAGGGCUUCCUAGACCCUCCCACCCCUUGUCCAGACUCCUCCAUGAAGAUCAGCCACACCUCCCCUGACAUUCCCCUCUCGACCCAGACAGGGGACCAGGAGAACUGUGCCCAUGGCGUCCGUGUACAGCGCCAAGUCACAGAGCCAACCUCAUCAGCUCGGCAUAAUUCAAUCCGAAGACAACUCAACCUGUCAAACCCGGACUUCAAUAUCCAACAGCUUCAAAAACAGGAACAGUUGACUGGAAUUGGUCGAAUUAAACCGGAGUUAUAUAAGCAGAGGUCAUUGGAUAAUGAGGAAGGGAAAAGGAGUAACAGCAAAGCCUGUGGGAAGCUGAACUUCAUUUUAAAAUAUGACUGUGACUUAGAGCAACUCAUAGUGAAGAUUCACAAAGCUGUCAAUUUGCCCGCCAAGGACUUUUCUGGGACUUCAGAUCCUUAUGUCAAGAUCUAUUUGCUUCCCGAUCGGAAAACAAAACACCAGACUAAAGUUCACAGAAAGACCCUGAACCCUGUGUUUGAUGAAGUGUUUUUGUUUCCGGUUCCCUACAAUGACCUUGUAGCCCGGAAGCUUCACUUCUCUGUCUAUGACUUUGACAGGUUCUCUCGCCAUGACUUAAUCGGCCAAGUGGUGGUGGAUCACUUCUUAGACUUGGCUGAUUUCCCCAGGGAGUGCAUCCUUUGGAAGGAUAUCGAAUACGUCACCAAUGACAACGUGGAUCUUGGAGAGCUGAUGUUUUCCCUCUGCUAUCUUCCCACGGCUGGCAGGCUGACCAUUACCAUUAUAAAAGCAAGGAAUUUAAAGGCAAUGGACAUAACAGGAGCAUCAGAUCCCUACGUGAAAGUCUCAUUGAUGUGUGAUGGCAGACGAUUGAAGAAGAGGAAAACAUCCACCAAGAGGAACACUCUGAAUCCUGUUUACAACGAAGCCAUAGUCUUUGACGUCCCUCCCGAGAAUAUUGACCAAAUCUACUUGUCCAUAGCGGUCAUGGACUACGACCGUGUAGGUCACAAUGAGAUCAUCGGCGUGUGUCAAGUAGGCAACGAAGCUGAGAGGCUGGGCAGAGACCACUGGAGUGAAAUGUUGUCAUAUCCGCGCAAGCCCAUUGCACACUGGCAUUCCCUGGUGGAGAAACGAUGACUAUGGGUAAGAGGACCACUUAUGCCGAGAACACAGUAGGACAACCAUCUUACAAAGAUCUUCAGUAACUUUUCCCAUCCAACAACAUCUAGACGACGCCAGUGACCAAAUAUUCAGCUGUAACCACAGCAAUAACUGGCCCUCUUUCCAGAUUGGGUUUGCUGAACGUGAACAGUCCAGCCAUCUUCAGGUGGCCUAAGGUGGUAUGCUGUAGGGGAAGCACAUCUCUUCUGGCCAAGAAUUGAGAUUGGACUAUGGAAGAAACCACCUGAUACAGUGAGAGUACUCAGAGUACCUAAAGGACUCUUAAUGAUUAACAUAAGGCCCUUGGUGAUGGGGUCUUAGCAGCUGCCCUGGCAAUGUCACUCUGACAUGAUGUUAUUUGCUUGAAGGCCCUGGAAGGACAGAAUAUUUUAAAAUCUAUCCAGGUGCUAAAUAGGCAGCAGAUCUAAUUCACACUGGAAUACCACUGAGCUAAUAGUUGUCUCCAGAAAAUAAUUUCACCCAAGAAGUACUCCAGCUUUGCAAGGAAUAGCUCCAGGAGAGUAAUAGGAUAAUAAGCAAGCUGUUACCCUGGAGAAAAUUGAGUACAAAGAGGUCUAGUUCACAGCAAAUUCGCUGCCUACUCCCAUGUACAUGGCAGUGAGUACCAGUUGAUCAUGGCCUUCUCUUCUGCUAAACCCAGAUGUGAGGAGUCAGAAUCCCCAACACUGUUUUCAAGAUGGCCAGUAGCCACUGCCUUUCAACUGGUGUUGGCAAUGAGAAUGAAAGUUCAUUGUCAUCCCUGUUAGAGAGGCAUACAUCUCAAUGGCAUAGGCGUUCUGGAAUACCCUUUCCCAGGUACAUUUGUCCACUGAGGGAACAACCUCAGAAACAGAAGUACCAUUGAGUGAGCUGAGUUCUUGGAGAGAUGAUACGGCUGGCCCCUGAUUGAAGGCACAACUUUUGGGCCUUCUUGGCCUGAGUGCCUUCUGGGGAAUUUCCAUAUGCAACAGCCCAGAGGCAUAGCCUUGGGCAGCCACCGACAGGUUUCCUUUCACUUCCGGACACAUGCAUCACUUUCACCGCACUUGGGGAAUGGAAAGUGAAGGUCAAGGGCUCUCCCCAGGUAUCACAUUCAUUACUCAGCUUCCUUUGUGACCACAUCAGCCAACCCACUGCCAGCUGUGUUCUUUAUCCUCAUUGCUUCUGCCUCCAUACAAAUGAAACUAAAGGCCUCAGCAUGCCCUGGGGGUGGUGUUGUUACCUCAUGGUCCUCUCUCUCCCAUUAUAGGUGUCCCGUCCAUACAUUUGCACCAUUUCUCCAAGACAGCAUUUCCCUUUCAUACAAUCUCUUUGCAGCAGAAUCCAGAGUUGGACUGUAGUUUACCAUCCUGGGAAGCUCAUUUAUCUUCAUUUGAAUUAACACUCCCAUGUGAGACUAACUGGGUGGAAGCACAGUCCAUUGCCGGUCUUCAGAAAGUUCUUAUUGCCACAGCUACCCAGUACAAGAAACUACCCUAAUGUCAGAUCUUAAAAGGAUGGAGACCUUUGGUUGUAUGAGACAGUGUUACAAUAUUCCAGCUUCAUGUGUUCCCCAGCCUGCCUAAUCCAUUUCCAUCUCUGACUGGCUUUCAACCUCCAGGAUCCAAAGGGAACCCAAGGUUCUGCCUAUGUCUGUUGACAUGAGAAGAAUUCAACCUUCUUUGCCCAGGGUUCUCCCUGCCUAUUC
Molecule: messenger RNA, 3285 nt
Organism: Physeter macrocephalus (sperm whale)
Lineage: Eukaryota; Metazoa; Chordata; Mammalia; Artiodactyla; Physeteridae
Gene: SYT9
Product: synaptotagmin 9
Exons: 7
Coding region: 99-1574 (491 amino acids)
Biological process (GO): regulation of dopamine secretion; cellular response to calcium ion; calcium-ion regulated exocytosis
Cellular component (GO): plasma membrane; exocytic vesicle; dense core granule
Molecular function (GO): clathrin binding; calcium ion binding; calcium-dependent phospholipid binding
Source: RefSeq, a predicted model, not a curated record